Molecule: messenger RNA, 1729 nt
Organism: Coregonus clupeaformis (lake whitefish)
Lineage: Eukaryota; Metazoa; Chordata; Actinopteri; Salmoniformes; Salmonidae
Gene: ctdspl3
Product: CTD (carboxy-terminal domain, RNA polymerase II, polypeptide A) small phosphatase like 3
Exons: 11
Coding region: 232-1338 (368 amino acids)
Molecular function (GO): phosphoprotein phosphatase activity
Source: RefSeq, a predicted model, not a curated record
AGUUUUUUUCGGAAGCACCGCCCAUUGAUUACAGCUAGCUACAGCAGUGGACCUUCCCGGUAGAUUUAAAUGAACAGAAACUAGACAGCACGAGAACUAAUGGAAUACAGAGGACGAAAAGCAAUCACAAACAGGAACUGAUCUGUUCUCGACUUUUUGAGUAGGGACAAGGAUUAUUUUCAAUGGCUGUAUAACGAUUCUUGUUCGUGUACAACAUUUAAUUUUGUGAAAAUGAGACUUCGGUCUCGAAGAAUUGCUGACCCUUCACCAGCACAGUUUAACGGUCGGCGGUCCUCGAAGAGAGGCGCGCAGAGCGUAACUCCGGAAAAGGAUGAAGAUGUACAACAGCCAGACGACCAGUCACUCUACCCUGAUGAUGAUAUCCCCACCGCUACAAAGCGCCCUCUUGUUCAAGGGCGUGGGAGGAAAAGGGUGGCAGCCCCUGCCUAUGAAGACAGAGAAGAUCUGGGCUUCAAGACCCCCGUUAAUGUGCACCAUCACCGGGUGCUGUCGGAGCUAAACCCCUCCUCUCCCCUCAAUUCCACUGUGCGAAAUAUCUACUCCCCCGUGGUCCGGUUCCUCACACCUACCAAGGAAAAUGCGAGAACCCCCAGCAGUGAUGUGAUGAGCCCAGAGCAGUGUGUGUUUGGCUAUGGUUCCAUCAGCCUUCUCGCUGGAGAUGAGGACGACGAUGACGUUUUCAGCCCCUUUACCUUCAUCAAGAACAUUCCAUCCAAGUCCCAGCAAUCCAAACCGUGCGUACGAGACAUCCCACCUAAGACGAGGAGUACGCCCCAAGCCACCCUAGUUUUAGAUCUGGAUGAAACCCUCAUGUACAGCUCUCUGAACGGGAUUGAGGAUGCAGAGUACACCUUCCGCACAUGCUUCCAGGACAAUCAGUACAAAGUCUACAUGAUUCUACGACCACAUGUGAAAGAAUUUCUGGAAGCCAUGACAAAACAUUUUGAGAUGUUUGUUUAUACAUCUGCAAAGAAAGAAUAUGCAGAGAAAAUACUGGACAUCUUGGACCCAAAGAGAAGGCUGUUCCGACACCGUUUGUAUCAACAGGACUGUACCUGUGUUCUUGGGCACUAUGUCAAGGAUUUGGGCGUACUUGAGAGGGACCUUGCUAAGACGGUGGUUUUGGACAACGCUCCACACACAUACCCCUACCAUCUGAUGAAUAUGCUUCCCAUCAAGAGCUGGUCUGGGGAUAAGGAGGACAAAGAACUUCAAAAGCUCAUCCCGUAUCUUGAGAGAGUGUCAGGAACAGAUGAUUGCCGGGAAGUACUGAAGAGGAGGACAGACCACUUUCACAGACUGCUCUCUGAGGAUUGAGAAAAGGCUUCUGAUCAUCCUUCCAUAAACGUUUUAAUUACAAACAUGAACUAGAUCUACUAUCCUAGUCCUUCUGUAUAAUCCCUGAAUGACCAAAAGGUUACUGAUAGUGUGUCAAUUUAACAUGCAGAGUUUCUAUAUCGUUCCCAAACAUUUCUCACUCUGCCCAGCAAUAAAUUGCUAAUAGUUGAAAAAUGAACUACUGAAUAUAAUGACGCAAUUUAAAAUAUGUUCUUCAUACUUAAUAAUCCUAAUUUAUUGACAGAAAAUAGCUUUUUAGAAGCCGUUAUGUACAUAUUCAUUGAUUAUUUUAGUGACAUGAGUGGAUUUUUCACCUCAACUAAAGCCAGAAAAAGUUUCUGUAAAUAAUAAAAUAAAACAACUUAAACCA